UUCCUUACAGAUUACGCGCCACUGAACGCGCCCAUUCACUAAGACUGUGUAAGUCAAUACGCAAACCAAUCUUCCCUAGUGUGAAGCCAACAUCUCUCUGAAAAGGUCUGACAGACGAAACAAAAUGUCAAAAGUCGACGAAACCAGAAAAUUUUGGUCCGAUAAGUUUGACGAGUUUGAUUCUUCUGGAAAUGGUCAGUUGACGAUAGUGGAACUCAGGGAUGCUCUUAAAGGAAUGGGCGCCAACCUCUCCGACGCCGAAAUCGCUAGUAUGUUCAGUGAUAUUGACGCAGAUGAAAGCAAAAGCAUCUCUAAGGACGAGUUCAUUAGACAGAUGACAAAGAAAAACAGACAGGAUGCCUUCAAGGAAUUUUUUGCUGAAAAUGACACUGAUGGUUCAGGAUCGUUGACUGCCGAUGAGAUCCGAAAGUUUGCCGACAAAGACUCUGGAGCAUCAGUAGAAGAUAUCCUUAAACAAUGUGACGUCAAUUCCGACGGCAAAAUCACCUUAGACGAAUUUCUGGCUAGAAUUGAUGGGUAGAUUUCCGGUUUUCUAUCCCUGCAGCCCAUUCUUUCUUUUCUCUGAAGAACAGACCGGAAGAGACCUGUGACAUGCUCCUUAACUGAAGCGAACCAUACAUGCAUAUUCAUGUAUACUAGCACCAUAUUAUCCUGCUUUCUACUUACAACAAACUCACUUCAGGCAGUGUAUUAUGACCCCAAACCUCUGCCGAUGUACCUAUGUCAAGUACAACUGUGUCUGUAACUACAUGUAUAUAUUUACUAAAUAAUUAUAUUUAACCAAAAUUUAAUCCUUAAACUUUUUUUGAAAUUAUCAAUUUUCACUAAAAGCUAAGUCUGCCGAUUAUUCAAAACACAACAGAGACUUUUACAGAUACAUUUAACAACCAUUGUCUCAAAGUAGGAAAUAACUGAUCACCAGAACGUACAAGUAAAGGGAGAAAUUGUCUUGAGUGCACUGUAUACAAUAUUUUGUAGUCUUUUCUAACAAAAGCAUUCUGUUUGUAAAUUUCAAAUGUUUAAUAAAUUAUAAAGUUUC
Messenger RNA from Saccostrea cuccullata (small rock oyster), 1060 nucleotides. RefSeq names its product squidulin-like. Lineage: Eukaryota; Metazoa; Mollusca; Bivalvia; Ostreida; Ostreidae. Gene Ontology annotation, molecular function: calcium ion binding. The transcript is spliced from 3 exons. The record is from RefSeq and is a predicted model, not a curated record. Bases 125 to 541 code for a protein of 138 amino acids.